This is a messenger RNA of Paramecium pentaurelia, 1515 nucleotides long. The record is from the annotation of a GenBank genome assembly. NCBI's taxonomy places the organism in Eukaryota, Ciliophora, Oligohymenophorea, Peniculida, Parameciidae.
AUGUAAAAUACAUUAUUUGACUUUAAUUAAGAUGAACAGAAUAUCAAAAAAAUUAUAGAUAAAGAUAUAAAUGGUAAGACUUAAUUAGUUUUUAAUGUUGAGAAAUAUAAUUCCCAAUUUUAAGUUUUGACUUAAGAUUGUUUAUAAUAAUGUGAAAGAACCACUUCAUAAAAAGGAGCUAAAGAGAUGAUUGAAUGUAUAAUUUAUUAUAUCACUUGAGUUAAGGCAUAAGUAAUUAGUCACGAAAAAGUAAUUGAAGCUGUUAGAUCUGCAAAUUUUGUAGAAAUUCAAAAUGUGAAUCAAAGAUUUAAAAGACUAUUUAAAGAAAUCUUGGAAUAUAUCUCUGAUCAAUUAGGUAAUGUAUAUAAAUAAGAAUAUUUGAAAUUAUGGUUGGAAUGUAAGAAUUCUAAAGCUAUCUUAUAAGAUAAGGAAUUAAGAUUAAAGAGUUCUGAAACUAUGAUAUAAAUUUAAGAAUAAGAAAUAAUUAAACUAAGAACUCAAUUUACAUCAUAAAAUACAUUUUUAUAAUUGAAUAAAAAACUAGAAGAAACUAUUAAUAAUUUAGAAAAGGAACUUAAUCAUUUAAAAGAAAGUCUACAUAAUUAACUUAAAAUUAAUAAUGAUCUUAAAUUUAAUUUUGAAGAACUAAAUAAAAAAUAUAGUAAAUUGUAAUAAUCAUUUGAAGAAGUUAAAUCAAAUUAUGAAAAGGAAAUAAACUAAUUAAAAUUAUAAGAAAUAAAUAUUAUUAAAGCAAAUAAAGAUUUGAUUGAAUUAACUAAUUAAUUAUCAAGUUAAAUAGAUAAAUAUAAGGAUUUAUAUGAAUAAUAAAAUUAAAAAAAUCUUGAUCUUAAUGAUCAAGUUAAGUAUUGGAAAUCAACUCAUUUUUAAAGAUUAGUUGAUUUAUAAUAAUCAGAAUAAAAAAUAGGAUCAUAAAAAGGUUAUCUCUUUAAAUAUAGAAGAGAAGUUCAAGAUUUAAAAAGAUUUAAACUUUAAAAUGAAGAAGUAUAAAAAGAAUUAUCAAAUGCAAGAUAGACAGUUCAUAUAUUAAAUUAAUAAACUGAAUAAUUGAGAUUAAAUUAUGAAAGUGCAAAAACAUAAAAUUUAAAAAUCUAAAUUGAAAAACCAGAUAAUAUAAAUCAAAUAUUAAUUAAGAAUUCAUAAUCUACUAAAAAAACUAAUAAUGAUUCAAUUCAUGAUUCUCCAAAAAAAGGUAAAUUUGAUUUUGGUUAUAUGAAAAAGUCUGUAUAAUAAUAGACUCCAAAAGAAGAAAUAACAUAAUUAUUAAUAAAUAAUUCAAAACUUCCUAUUCAAUUAAAAUAAAAAAAUAGAAGUGCAAGUGCUAAAAAGAACAUUUAAUUAGAAACAGAUACAUCUAAAAAUAAUAUAGUAUUAACUGAAUUUGAUUAAAUGACACCAUUUCUUGAGAAUAAUUUAUAAUAAUUUACUUUUAGUCAAGCCUAAAGAUUUCCUUAAAAUUUAAAGAAAAGAAUAAAAAGAAUAAAUACUGAAGGAUGA